Apus apus (common swift) is the source of this 1121-nucleotide messenger RNA. RefSeq names its product zinc finger AN1-type containing 2B (gene ZFAND2B). Gene Ontology annotation, biological process: proteasome-mediated ubiquitin-dependent protein catabolic process; protein targeting to ER. The record is from RefSeq and is a predicted model, not a curated record. Gene Ontology annotation, molecular function: zinc ion binding. The transcript has 9 exons. Lineage: Eukaryota; Metazoa; Chordata; Aves; Apodiformes; Apodidae. Bases 89 to 898 code for a protein of 269 amino acids. Gene Ontology annotation, cellular component: cytoplasm; endoplasmic reticulum.
CCCGCCGGGGCGGGCGGGGGGCGGCCCCGUGGCCGCGCGUGACGCGGUGCCGGAAGCGGCGCUGGGGCCGGCGCCGGUGGCGGCCGCCAUGGAAUUCCCGGACCUGGGCGCCCACUGCUCCUGGCCCGCCUGCCAGCGGCUGGAUUUCCUGCCCCUGAAGUGCGAUGCCUGUGAGCAGAUCUUCUGCACUGACCACAUAACAUACGCCCAGCAUGACUGCACCUCUGCCUACAAGAAGGAUGUGCAGGUCCCCGUGUGUCCCCUCUGCAACACCCCAGUCCCCGUGAGGCGGGGGGAGAUGCCCGAUGUUGUGGUGGGUGAGCACAUUGACCGUGACUGCAAGUCUGACCCUGCACAGCGCAAGCGCAAGAUCUUCACCAACAAGUGUUUGAAGCCUGGCUGCAAGCAGAAGGAGAUGAUGAAGGUGAUCUGUGACCAGUGCCACAAGAACUACUGCCUCAAGCACAGGCACCCUCUGGACCACAACUGCACCGGGGCAGGGCGUCCCCUCUCCACAGCAGGGCAAGCUGCAAUUGCCAGAGCCCAGGCAUCCUCUUCUAAAACAGUCACCGCAUCGAGCAGUGGAGCUGCCCGGCCAGCAGACAGCCCCUCUUCUCCUGCUUCUGCCAGAGGAGGCAGAGCAGCUGUGUCACAGACUCGGAGCACCUCCCCUCCAACUGUCAUGCUGCAGAACGGACUGAGUGAGGAAGAGGCACUGCAGCGAGCUCUGGAGAUGUCCCUGGCAGAGUCAGCACGCAGCUUGGCACAGCCACCCAGCAGCUCACAGGAGGAGGAGGAUCUGGCUCUGGCCCAGGCGUUGUCCGCAAGUGAAGCCGAGUACCAGCAGUCCCGGCGGCAGGCACACGGUUCAAAGCCAUCAAACUGCUGCAUGUCAUAGGCAGGUGAGGCAGGUGGUGCCUGGUGGACAUGGGAUCCCACUUGUGACCUCCAGAGCAGCUCUGGCCUUCCACAUGGAUGCUGUGGGGGCCUGGACACCUCUACCACCACCAAGAGGCCCUCACCAGGGACAACUCAUCUCCCUGGAGGCUGUAACCGAGCCACCAAACACACACUGACACCUCAGCCCUAGUACCUGUAUAAAAUCAGUGCAGCAAAUUGCA